Messenger RNA from Aspergillus versicolor CBS 583.65, 445 nucleotides. RefSeq lists its product as uncharacterized. NCBI's taxonomy places the organism in Eukaryota, Fungi, Ascomycota, Eurotiomycetes, Eurotiales, Aspergillaceae. The transcript has a single exon. The record is from RefSeq and is a predicted model, not a curated record. The coding region runs from base 53 to 304 and encodes 83 amino acids.
CUGGGAUGCUUGAGCUUAUUCAUUCUCGUCUCUUGCUGUAACUAUUUCAUGCAUGAGGGAACGAGGGGCACUCAUCAUCUCACUCAAGUCGCUCAUUCCUCGAAAGUUCCAACACCUCGCUCAUUCCCGACUGGCGCCGUCUCUCAGCCUUGUCUCUCAUCCUCCUCUUCCACCCUCUCCUCCAUUCCCUCGCUCUUAUUUGGUAGCUCAAGCCACCUGGGCUUGGCUCGGCGUUUUUGGCGUUUCUGGUGCUGACAGCGAUCCACUUGGUAAGAAGCCAACCGUUCUCAUGCCCUCCUAUUGAGCACAUCCUCACCCAUCAUGAUUAUUCAUAAACCAUGAGCCAACAGAAGGAUAAGCAGAUUGGCCGAGAAUACGGUAUUGAUACCCAACCUCUACAUGGAGCUUAGCCAUCUUAUCAUUGAUGCUAUAUGGCGCCCGAGCU